Molecule: messenger RNA, 1485 nt
Organism: Kalmanozyma brasiliensis GHG001
Lineage: Eukaryota; Fungi; Basidiomycota; Ustilaginomycetes; Ustilaginales
Exons: 1
Coding region: 1-1485 (494 amino acids)
Source: RefSeq, a predicted model, not a curated record
AUGUCGAGCUCGUCGUCGCUUCUGUUCUCCGACCUGCACACCGCCAUGUCGUCCUACUCUAUGUCUUCAGGAAGUCGACCAUAUGCUCCUAGGCAGUCGAGCUUCUCUACCUCGUCCACCUACUCGCGCGACAGCUGGUGCUCCGUCGCCGACUCUGACGUUUCCAUCAGCUCCACCACCACUCACGGCCACGCCUCGAACGAACAGGAAGCGUUCGAUCACAUGAUGAAGAACAACAUCACCAACAACGCCAUCUUUGGCUCCACCUCGCCGCGCAAGAGCAAGUCGUACGGCAUGCGAUCGUCCACCGACUCGGCGCGCUCUUGGACGUCGUCGUCGACCUCGUCGGUGCGCUCUCCGCUGACGCCCAGCAUGCCGCUCUUCUCGCACCCGGAGCACGAUGUGACCAAGACGCCGACUCUUCCUACCAUCGCACUGCCCAUGCAGCCCAAGGUGAGGAAGCCGCAUCUAGUACGUCUCGUAUCGGACGAGGUGCAGUACAUUGGGCGCUCGCUCGACGUACCUGUCUCUGAAGAGGGUCACUUGGAGCGUGUCGUAGUGCCCAGGACGCCGUCCAUCGCCUCGUCUCGCCGUCCCUCUGCGCCAAGUAUGCGCUUCAGCACCUGGAGCGGCAAGGACGGCCUCAAGCUCGCCAUGGACGAGCUGGAGGAGGAGCUCGCACGCACCAUGGUGACUCUCUCGACCAACACAACGCCCAACACGAGCAUCUCGCGCGCACGUGGCAAGUCGUCGAGGCGACCUCGCACCGCCGAGUCCAAGCCGACGGUGAAUGCAUCGCAAAGCAUGCCGAUGAGCCUCGCUGAGCUGGCGGGGUCGAUGAGCGCUGCUUCGGCUUCCGAUGCACACUUCCAGCGCGAGUCGUGGAUGUCGUCGACCAGCAACGAGGACCGCAGCCUCGGCGGCAUCCCCAUCCGCUUCUCGGCGUCGGAUCUCGACGAGUCGGCAGAGAUGCUAAAGCAGUUGGACGCCGAGCUGGCAAGACCGAUCUCACGCGGGUCGGUGGCAUCGAGCACCUCGAGCCGCGCUUCCCGCAACAGCCCGGGUGUGCCGGCGCUCGUGUUCGAUGGGCGCUUGUCGGGCUCCUCCAAGUCUUCCUCGGGCGAGGAAGCCCCGGCCAGCCCAGACAGCUUUGUGACCGCCGAGAACGGUCACUUUGCUCUCUCGUCUGCUAAGCCGAUGCUCUCCCGCCGACCCACCAUCGCUCGCUCCUCGUCUAAGCAGGGAGGCGGACUGUAUCAGCUGUCCAAGGGGGCACGUUCAACGCCGUCGCUCGCCUCGAGCGCUCCGCCUCGCGACCCACUGCCGCCGCUGCCCAGCAUGCCUGCCGGUCUCAACCUCCUCUUUGGUGGCGCAUCUCUCGCCCCUCCUCGUCCAUCGAAAUCAUCCGCACGAUCCUCCAUCUCGUCCGGGCGCACAAGCCCUGUCCCUUUCACCCACAAGCCUCUGCCCCCUCUGCCGUGCUAA